Messenger RNA from Alosa alosa (allis shad), 922 nucleotides. Its product is annotated as histone H3. The transcript has a single exon. NCBI's taxonomy places the organism in Eukaryota, Metazoa, Chordata, Actinopteri, Clupeiformes, Clupeidae. Gene Ontology annotation, molecular function: protein heterodimerization activity; DNA binding; structural constituent of chromatin. The record is from RefSeq and is a predicted model, not a curated record. Gene Ontology annotation, cellular component: nucleosome. Bases 81 to 491 code for a protein of 136 amino acids.
CAGCUCUGGGGGUAUAAAGCGCAAUGCUUCAGCUGAAGUAUUUACUCACUUCUGAUAUUAUCUGAAGAAGGAUCUUCACGAUGGCAAGAACCAAGCAGACCGCUCGCAAAUCUACUGGUGGCAAAGCACCAAGAAAGCAGCUCGCCACCAAGGCUGCCCGCAAGAGCGCCCCGGCUACCGGUGGCGUGAAAAAGCCUCACCGUUACAGGCCUGGAACCGUGGCUCUGAGAGAGAUCCGUCGUUACCAGAAGUCCACCGAGCUGUUGAUCCGCAAGCUGCCCUUCCAGCGCCUGGUCAGAGAAAUCGCCCAGGACUUCAAGACCGACCUUCGUUUCCAGAGCUCUGCUGUCAUGGCUCUCCAGGAGGCCAGCGAGGCUUAUCUGGUCGGUCUGUUCGAGGACACCAACCUGUGCGCCAUCCACGCCAAGAGGGUCACCAUCAUGCCCAAGGACAUCCAGCUGGCUCGUCGUAUCCGCGGAGAGCGCGCUUGAAUUAGGCUGAAAUUAACCACUCCAACGGCUCUUUUAAGAGCCACCUCAUUACCUCUUUAAAAGCUCAUUUCCUCACAAUAUUUCGCGUAUUAAAUUGUAUAGCCUAUAGUUUGACAAACUAGUCCCGAAACGAGUACAUGGACCGAAAAUCACACAAGUAUAACAUUCAUAAUAGCUUAACAUCCCACUCAAAAUAGCCUCUCCCUAUGCCUUGGUAGGCGAUGUUUUUCACUAACGUCUCGCUGGCUUCUAGUUGCACAAGUUCUGACUCUUGUUGAAGUGGCAUGUUCAAAUCAUAAUAGGUACACAUUACGUAGGAAGGUUUGUUUACAGAGUUGAAUUGCCCACAGAAAAGUAGUGCAUUGCAGUAAGUUAGGGGUGCAGCUGUGGCCCACUGGUUAACACUCUGGACUUGUAACCGGAGGGUUGUC